This is a messenger RNA of Salvelinus sp. IW2-2015, 1484 nucleotides long. Lineage: Eukaryota; Metazoa; Chordata; Actinopteri; Salmoniformes; Salmonidae. The record is from RefSeq and is a predicted model, not a curated record.
UAAGUGGCAGAAUGCCCCAUUGUCAGUGGAGGGGCAUGCCCUAUAAACCACGCAGAUAAGCGGUCUUUUUCAGAUACACCACACCACUGGACGGAGCUGGUACAACUAGUGGAGCUCUCCAAUUACGGACCCAUCACCAUGGCUUCUACCACAUGCUCUUGGAUUGCCUUCAUUUUCUUAUCUGUGUCUACUAAUUUCAUUGGAGUACAGUGUCGCGCGGUGCAGGAGAUACUGUCAAAGUCCUCCGAUUUUCAGGAUGGUCCCAAUACUUUACCUACAGAUAUCUUGAGACGAUGGCGACGGGAGAGCGAUGAGACGCAGCGGCAACAUUGCGCAGUGUUGUCAGCGCCUUGGAUGGAAACCAGCGCGUACCCGAUGGAAUUGGCACUGCUACAUCGUCUCCGGGUGCGUUCAAUGGCCCAAGGAGGUUUACGGCGCACAGUCUUUCCUGAGCAACCACUAUUCCAUUUUGUCAGACGCGUCUAUCAUUGCUGUCAGUUAGGUUUUCAUUGCAGAGGCGUCAAAGGGAUUCAGGGUAGUAUCAGUGGAGAUACAGAUGUGGAGUUCCUUCUCAGUCAGGAUGUUCUGUCAGUGACAGUCAUGAGAGCUGAGAUUCAUCUCUAUGUGUUGAAUCCUCAACACCUGAACAUAGAGCCUGUUCUUCCAUACAUGGCAAAACGCAAGCUUCCCACACGUUUUGGGUCAAAGGAGAAUGUCCUGGAGCUUCGAGUGGAUCUGCUGUUCCUAUUCCAAGGUCUUCAGGAGGCAGCUGGUGGUGUCAGAGGGGAGCCAAGUCUGGUUGACAUGCGGAAAGUGGGGGAGCUUUCAAGCGGGGGUCCACGAGAAAGGCCAGGAGCUCCAUGGUCUCUGCAGGACACCAAUGCUGAUCUGUUGGGGGAGGGGGUGGGCCCCCUGCUGACGGCCAUGGAGCUGGGCCUGGCCCUGAAUUGUGACAGGGGGGGAGUGGAGGUGUCUUGUGAGCACAAUGGAGUCCACCUAUUACACUCUCCAUUCAUUGCUCUCUCCUACAGAUAAAGAUGACACAAACCAGUAUUGUACACUAUCACAUUUUACCUUGAGUUGCACCAUAACCCCAUCUCCAUGUUGUCUCUAAUGUCCUCAAGUCUAUGAAGCUGCAUUUAUCUCUCGGUGGGCAACAUGUCAACUUUUAUUGUUGAUAUGUGAAGGAAGUGGAUCUGAUGUCUUAACUACAUAACUUUUGCAAUAACCCUUUAAAAAAUAAAACAUUGUCUUUAAUGUUGUGAUGCAAAAUAUUUUUUUUAUAUACAUAAUACCCCAACGUGUAUGUGGUUCUGUGCACUUCAGAAAAUGCUUGAAUAUAUUAACUUAUCAGUGUUGUGUUUUGUCAGAAAGAAAUACAUUUGUAAAGAUGUAAAUAGUGUAUAUUAUCACAUAUGUUUAUUGGAAAAUAGUUUUUGAUUUUCCUUUAUUGAAACUCAAUUUAUUAAAUUUGUGAAACUAUG